GUCAUCUGUGAGAACUGGAGAAAUGGCUAAACUGACCCAGCUUAUUGACAAUGAAGUCUUCCGGGCUUAUGCCACCUAUACAACUAUUGUUCUCAUAAAAAUGAUGCUAAUGAGUGUUAUAACAGCAUUCUUCAGAUUCAGAAGAAAGGCAUUUGCCAACCCAGAAGAUGUAUCAUCAUUUGGUAAAGGCGAGAAUGCUAAAAAAUAUCUGCGGACUGAUGCAGAUGUUGAACGUGUGCGCAGAGGCCACCUGAAUGACCUUGAAAAUAUUGUCCCAUUUCUUGGCAUUGGACUGCUGUAUGCUCUUAGUGGCCCUGAGCUGUCCACAGCCUUGCUGCAUUUCAGGAUCUUCGCUGGGGCUAGGAUCUUUCACACUAUUGCGUACUUGACCCCUCUUCCGCAGCCUGGCAGAGGUUUGUCUUGGGCGGUUGGGUAUGUGGUUACCAUCUCAAUGGCAUACAAUGUGCUGAAGACUGGGCUGUACCUGUAACAGAGCCAUAGCUUCUGUGUAUCAUUCAUCAUUCCUUGUGAAGUUUCCAGCAGUGGGUGUCGAUAUCUUGAAUGAGCCAUGGUAAAUUUUACAUGGUGGCUAGAAUUCAGUUUUUAACAGAGGCUUUUCAUUCCUGUUUAGAAAUACUUUU
This is a messenger RNA of Struthio camelus australis, 641 nucleotides long. It is a transcript of the gene MGST1, whose product is annotated as microsomal glutathione S-transferase 1. NCBI's taxonomy places the organism in Eukaryota, Metazoa, Chordata, Aves, Struthioniformes, Struthionidae. The record is from RefSeq and is a predicted model, not a curated record. Gene Ontology annotation, cellular component: membrane; mitochondrion. Gene Ontology annotation, molecular function: glutathione transferase activity.